CGACUCAGCGGCUUCGCAGUUAGCUAGCUAGCUACGUACAAUAAUGACAAUAUUUAAUGAAAUAUGAAGGACUUCGAGACGUUUUGAUGCGUACAGUGGGAUUUUUUUUGCCUAAAUCGGGAUGUCCAUUUACAGCUUUUGGUCACUAUGAAGCUAUAGUGUUUGCAAACAGAGACCACCUGAAGAAUAUUCAGAUAAGAGAGAAGAGGAGAAAAUUGUACAUAAUCUCAAUCUAAUCUCGCUUUAAGAUACAACGACAUGGCACUGAGAGAGCUGAAAGUUUGUCUCCUUGGGGAUACUGGAGUUGGAAAAUCAAGUAUUGUUUGUAGAUUUGUGGAGGACAGCUUUGACCCAAAUAUCAACCCAACUAUUGGCGCAUCGUUCAUGACCAAGACAGUGCAAUACCAAAACGAGAUGCAUAAAUUCCUAAUCUGGGACACGGCAGGACAGGAGCGGUUUCGCGCUCUGGCGCCGAUGUACUACAGAGGUUCAGCGGCGGCCAUCAUUGUCUAUGACAUCACAAAAGAGGACUCCUUCCAAACUCUGAAGAACUGGGUGAAAGAGCUUCGCCAGCAUGGACCUCCUAAUAUAGUGGUCGCCAUUGCUGGCAACAAGUGUGACCUGUUAGACUCCAGAGAAGUGCCAGAAAAAGAUGCCAAGGACUACGCUGAUUCCAUCCAUGCAAUCUUUGUGGAAACCAGCGCCAAGAAUGCCAUAAACAUCAACGAGGUGUUUGUAGAGAUAAGUAAGAGGAUCCCUGUUGCUGACAGUGCAGCAGCAACAUCAGGCAAAAGUUUCAAAUUGGGACGGCAGGUCUCAGAGUCUCGACGGACAUGCUGCUGAUAAUUUUGGUGGCUGAACUCAACGCAACCUAAGAACUAAACGUUACCCACCCUGCUACUCUCCUGGUGUGCUUCAGCUUAAAGGCACAACACACUAUAAAAUGUUUUUUU
Poecilia reticulata (guppy) is the source of this 953-nucleotide messenger RNA. RefSeq names its product RAB22A, member RAS oncogene family (gene rab22a). Lineage: Eukaryota; Metazoa; Chordata; Actinopteri; Cyprinodontiformes; Poeciliidae. Gene Ontology annotation, molecular function: GTPase activity; GTP binding. The record is from RefSeq and is a predicted model, not a curated record.